Molecule: messenger RNA, 701 nt
Organism: Osmia bicornis bicornis
Lineage: Eukaryota; Metazoa; Arthropoda; Insecta; Hymenoptera; Megachilidae
Exons: 2
Coding region: 55-648 (197 amino acids)
Source: RefSeq, a predicted model, not a curated record
GUCCGAAAGGAAUCAUUGAAAGAGAACAGCUGAUCGUGCCAUCCUAAGGGUACCAUGAAAAUUAUUCUUCUGGCAUUUUGCUUUCUUUGCCUCUCCGCGAUGAGAGUGCGAUCGAAGCCACAGAUAACUAGACUCUAUCCGAUCCAAGAAAUGAUCGAACGUGAGCAAACGAACACCGAGACGAAGCCUCUGGACAAAUUAUUAGGAAAAUUGCGAGCCACGUACAACUUCGUGUUUCGAAAGCCAGAGAACACGAGUAACGUGGAGAAAAUUUUGGCCAAGGAUGCGCCUGACCCCGACGUUCAAACGUUGAAAUCGAUUUGGCUGAAUCGAAUGGAACAAUACCGGAGGAUUAACCAGGACGCGGAGAAAUCACGUGAACCAGAAAGGACAUAUUUGUCCGACGACGAUUGGGUGAACGAUAUUCAACCGUUGGAUCGUUUGGAACCAUUGGAGUUUGACGAGGAAGAUAUGGAAGAUAAAAAUCGGGACGUGGAGUUUGUUACCCCGAGGAAUGGCUUUCAACUUCCGGUCACCCUGAGCCGCCAUCUCGUCGAAUGGCUUGGCUCGCUUUUGGGAAUUACUUAUGGAGUUUACUCGAAAUUGGCUAGAGUCAUUUAUACUAAUAAUACCGUGACAAAUAAUUAGGAACUCAUUUUAUAUACGUAUCUAAGUUUGGACAAAGAACAUUAUUAUCUGCU